AUGUCCCUCCGUCUUCCAAAGGAUGAGCUCGAGGCGCACAUCUACCUCUACUUGAAGGACUCCAGGUACACGAGCGCCGCGCAGGCGCUGGAGGAGGCCAACCCGAAAGCUGUCACGCACUCCCGCAAGAUCGGCACUUCCGCCCUCACCGCCGCCUCGAAGGAGCUGGUGGCUACUGCAGACUCUGACAGCGACGACGACGAGCCUGUGCGCAAGCCGGUGACCAAGAAGGCGUCGCCAAAGAUGGCUCCCAAGAAGGCCCCCAUUGCAGACUCUGACAGCGACGACGACGAGCCGGUGCGCAAGCCGGUGACCAAGAAGGCGUCGCCAAAGAUGGCCCCCAAGAAGGCCCCCAUUGCAGACUCUGACAGCGACGACGACGUUCCCGUGCGCAAGCCGGUGCCAGCCAAAAAGCCUGUGGCGGACUCGAGCUCUGAGGACGAGGAGGCUCCGAAGAAGCCAGCGGCGAAGCGCCCCUCUCCGAAACCUUCGCCAAAGAUGGCCCCCAAGAAGACCCCCAUUGCAGACUCUGACAGCGACGACGACGAGCCGGUGCGCAAGCCGGUGGCCAAGAAGGCGUCGCCAAAGAUGGCCCCCAAGAAGGCCCCCAUUGCAGACUCUGACAGCGACGACGACGUUCCCGUGCGCAAGCCGGUGCCAGCCAAAAAGCCUGUGGCGGACUCGAGCUCUGAGGACGAGGAGGCUCCGAAGAAGCCAGCGGCGAAGCGCCCCUCUCCGAAACCUUCGCCAAAGAUGGCCCCCAAGAAGACCCCCAUUGCAGACUCUGACAGCGACGACGACGAGCCGGUGCGCAAGCCGGUGGCCAAGAAGGCGUCGCCAAAGAUGGCCCCCAAGAAGGCCCCCAUUGCAGACUCUGACAGCGACGACGACGUUCCCGUGCGCAAGCCGGUGCCAGCCAAAAAGCCUGUGGCGGACUCGAGCUCUGAGGACGAGGAGGCGCCGAAGAAGCCAGCGGCGAAGCGCCCCUCUCCGAAACCUUCGCCAAAGAUGGCCCCCAAGAAGACCCCCAUUGCAGACUCUGACAGCGACGACGACGAGCCUGUGCGCAAGCCGGUGACCAAGAAGGCGUCGCCAAAGAUGGCCCCCGCGAAGCCUGCCAUGGGUACUGACAGCUCCGACGAUGAGGAACAGAAACCCGUGCAGAAGCGUCACAUGGCGGAGGAAGACGACGAGGAGGACCAGCCCAUGCGUCAGGUCAGCCGCACCGAAGCCCAGUCGAGCAAUGGAAGCUACGGCGGCCGCGGUGGUCGCGGUGGUGACCGCGGCGGCUUCCGUGGUGGUGACCGCGGCGGCUUCCGUGGUGGUGACCGUGGCGGCUUCCGUGGUGGUGAUCGCGGCGGCUUCCGUGGUGGUGACCGUGGCGGCUUCCGUGGUGGUGACCGUGGCGGCUUCCGUGGUGGUGACCGUGGCGGCUUCCGUGGUGGUGACCGUGGCGGCUUCCGUGGUGGUGAUCGCGGCGGCUUCCGUGGUGGUGACCGCGGCGGCUUCCGUGGUGGCGAUCGCGGAGGUUUCCGUGGCGGUCGAGGCGGUGACCGCGGGGGCUUCCGUGGUGGUCGUGGUGGCGCCCCGCAGGUUGGUCUCAGCACUCCUUCGCUCAACACGAGAAACCAGAGUGUCAAGCUCGGCAGCGACAGUGACUAG
Molecule: messenger RNA, 1662 nt
Organism: Leishmania mexicana MHOM/GT/2001/U1103
Lineage: Eukaryota; Euglenozoa; Kinetoplastea; Trypanosomatida; Trypanosomatidae
Exons: 1
Coding region: 1-1662 (553 amino acids)
Source: RefSeq, a predicted model, not a curated record